Molecule: messenger RNA, 1440 nt
Organism: Zea mays
Lineage: Eukaryota; Viridiplantae; Streptophyta; Magnoliopsida; Poales; Poaceae
Product: heat stress transcription factor B-4d
Exons: 2
Coding region: 188-1186 (332 amino acids)
Biological process (GO): regulation of transcription by RNA polymerase II
Cellular component (GO): nucleus
Molecular function (GO): RNA polymerase II cis-regulatory region sequence-specific DNA binding; DNA-binding transcription factor activity
Source: RefSeq, a predicted model, not a curated record
CACAGCAAGAAUAUUUGAAGGUGGCGCGCUAUGUGCGUGCAUGUGUGCGCUCCAGUCUGAAGCUAAUUAGCUUUAGGGAGAGGGCCGGGGCCUUCUUCUCUUCUGUCGUCUCCUUCAUCUCUCUCGCACUAUAGCAAUCUAGCAUAGAGCGCCUUUGCUCCUAGCUUGCCUCCUCUCGUCCCAGUCGAUGAUGGCGGCAUUCCUCGUGGAGAGGAGAGGUGCGGCGCGCGGCGGUGGCUGUGGUGAUACGACGACGGGGCGCGGUGGUGUCCGAUCCAUGGACGCCGACAUGGGCAUGAGCUCGCACGCUGCAGCUAAUAAGCCGGCGCCGGGGCCGGCCCCCUUCCUCACCAAGACCUUCCAGCUCGUGGAGGACCACCGCACCGACCACGUCGUGUCGUGGGGGGAGGACGGCGCCACCUUCGUGGUGUGGCGGCCGCCGGAGUUCGCCCGGGACCUCCUCCCCAGCUACUUCAAGCACAACAACUUCUCCAGCUUCGUCAGGCAGCUCAACACCUACGGUUUCAGGAAGAUCGUGGCAGACAGGUGGGAGUUCGCCAACGAGUUCUUCAGGAAGGGCGCUAAGCACCUCCUCUCGGAGAUCCACCGGAGGAAGUCCUCGUCGUGCUCGCAACCGCCGCAGAAGCUGCAGCCACCGCCGCUCCCUCAGCACCAGCGGCCUUACGACCUCAGCCUCUUCUUUCCGCCGCCGCAGCCGCCUCGGCAUCCUACGUCGGGCUACCACGUCGUCCAGGAGGAAGACCACGGCCACGGCGGGAAUAAGGACUUCCUGGCGACCCUGUCGGAGGACAACCGGGAGCUCCGGCGGCGCAACUCGCUGCUGCUGUCGGAGCUGGCCCACAUGAGGCGGCUCUACAACGACAUCAUAUACUUCCUGCAGAACCACGUGGAGCCGGUGCCGCCGCCACCGCCGGGGACGACGACGACCGCCGCCAGCUGCAGGCUGGUGGAGCUCGGCUCUGCCGACGACGCCUCGGCGGCACAGACGUGGAGGCCACGCCGCGGCGACGACGAUGAGGCGCCGGUGAAGCUGUUUGGCGUGCGCCUGAACGACGGCAAGAAGAGGAGGGCACAACAGGUCGUGCCGCUGGAAGAAAAAGGUGGUGGUAAUGAUCAAGGUGAAGGCCUUGCCGAUGGUGACCGCAAAUGGCCAUGGCGUUGGUGACGAGAUGAUCAGCGAGGUGAGAGUGAGACGUAGGUGAUUGUUGCGUGUAGCGCGUAGACUAAUUAAUUUUCUAGAUAGAGAAGCAGAGGUACGUACACGCUGCAGGGAGCUAGCUCGGUAGUCUACGGUUUAUGUAAUAAGUUUAUUAGAAUGCAUGAUUUUGAUUUGUUUUCCCCUUUUACGCAUUAUGUAUAGUCUCGACGAUAUGUGCAUGCCAUCACCAAGCUUUUCUCAAAGGAAUGGUUUGGAGUUUA